Penaeus monodon (black tiger shrimp) is the source of this 1240-nucleotide messenger RNA. Its product is annotated as von Willebrand factor D and EGF domain-containing protein-like. Gene Ontology annotation, biological process: anatomical structure development. Lineage: Eukaryota; Metazoa; Arthropoda; Malacostraca; Decapoda; Penaeidae. Gene Ontology annotation, molecular function: signaling receptor binding. The record is from RefSeq and is a predicted model, not a curated record. Gene Ontology annotation, cellular component: cell surface; extracellular region.
AAAAAAAAAUACACGAACUGGCAAUCUACUUAGCGAGGGUCUCCAGUACUACACCUCUCAGUCUGCCCGGCGUCAGAGUUACCUCAGCUUCGGUAAAGGAGGGUGUUGCCCAAGAUGCUCCUGCUUCAUCUCAGCGUCUUAGCGUUGGUGGCGUCAGCGUCCACAAACAACUUGAGAACUCUCCAGCUUCGGCAGUUCAACGCAAAUCAAGAUGUCUCUUACCGGUCCAGCAAUGCUCAAAGCCAAGGCAACGUGAAGAGUUUUGAAAACUGUGACGAUGAUGUAGAAGACCUUCCAAACGGCGCCAUUUUUUGUGCUUUCACUGGGUGCCGAAUGACAUGCAACAAAGGCUACCAGGCCGAGAUUCGCGGGCGUAUCUACCUGUUCUGUGACCACAGCACAGGGAAACUGAUGUAUAACGGUCAGCCUUGGAGGGUAUCCGUGCCCAAAUGUGUUCNNAAGUGCGGGAAGCAGGGCUGCCUCAACGGGGGCGUGUGUGUGGCGCCCAAGCAGUGCCAGUGCCAGCCGGGCUUCACGGGAGCCAACUGCGAGAAGGAAGACCUGUUCGUGUUCCCAGGAGAGUGCGACCCCCCUUGCGAGAACGGAGGCGAGUGCAUAAUUGACGGCGUCUGCAACUGCCCCAAGUACUUCUUCGGCCUCCUGUGCCAGUACCACCGCUGCGACCUCCCACGCAAAGGCCUGUCGAACAGCGAUCUUGCGGGAAACCUUUCUCAGCUGAAGAUCAUUUGCAAAAGAGGCUACAGAAUUUGGUCCCGUCUCUCUCAGCUCCCCAUCGUGUGCCAAAAUGCGACCUGGGUUAUUCCUCGUUUCGGCCUCAUGAGUGAAAACGAUGUCAAUUGCUACCCUGUAUGUAACCCUCCCUGUGCAGAAGGAAGCGUUUGCACGGAACCAGAUUUCUGCGAACCCAAGAUCUAGAAAAAAAAGUAAAUCAAAUAUGGCGGGAAGGACCAUAGAGUUUAGUUAAGGGUAAACCCAGGAAGAAGUGAUAUCUUGGUCUCACUAUCAAAAGGAAGCAAAGAAUGAGGAAAACAAUUAAAUAAAAAGGUUGUGACAUAACGACAGGAAACAUUAGAUACUAAGACAAGCUAGUGAUAAAGCUGUAUUAGAUUAGUACUUUCUUUAUUAUGUAUGGUUUUGUAGUGAAGUUCCGAGGAGUCGCCAAUGAAUGUUUCCGAGGAACAGCAAUAUCUUUAGAUCUUGAAUAAAAUGUAUCAGGACA